Messenger RNA from Saccostrea echinata, 3697 nucleotides. Its product is annotated as E3 ubiquitin-protein ligase RNF14-like. The transcript is spliced from 11 exons. Gene Ontology annotation, molecular function: ubiquitin protein ligase activity; zinc ion binding; ubiquitin conjugating enzyme binding. NCBI's taxonomy places the organism in Eukaryota, Metazoa, Mollusca, Bivalvia, Ostreida, Ostreidae. Gene Ontology annotation, cellular component: ubiquitin ligase complex; cytoplasm. The record is from RefSeq and is a predicted model, not a curated record. Gene Ontology annotation, biological process: positive regulation of proteasomal ubiquitin-dependent protein catabolic process; ubiquitin-dependent protein catabolic process; protein polyubiquitination. Bases 81 to 1799 code for a protein of 572 amino acids.
UUGUGAAAUUCCAAUUUUAAAAUCAAUUAUAUUUAGCUUACUUUACUAAUACAUGAUGACAUAGUCUGAACACUUAGGAAAUGGCCACAGGAGGUGUUGCACACGGUUGUCAACAGUGGGCGUUGCACCACAAGAACAAUUACUUGGAACAGAGCGAUGAGGUGCUAGCUUUGGAAUCAAUAUAUGAACCUGGAAAGGGAGUGGUAGGAUUAAAUGUUCUGAGUCGUCCUGAAAUAAAGGUGAAUGGUGAACCAAAGGAUGGAAUCUUUUCCAUACAGUUGGCUAUUCCUGUUGAUAACUCUGGCAGAACUGUGACAGUGGACAUAUGUAUGCCAUCUAAAGAGUUAGAAAAGGAUGUUGACUACUCUGUCUUUAGAAGAUCUGACUCAGGAAUGAGGAUUAUUGGCUCUGUGAGUGUCAAGUAUUUAUACCCUAUCAGCUUAACAAUUGUACUCCCCCAUGAAUACCCCAGUAGUGCUUCUCCAAAGUUUACAAUGUCAUGCCCUUGGUUGACCUCCCCCCAGAUGACCUCACUGUGUCACAUGUUGGACAGGCUGUGGGAGGAGUCAAUGUCAAUGCCAGUUUUGUUUACAUGGAUUACAUGGCUACAAGAGAAUGUCACAGAAUACCUAGGUUUAAGAGAUAAAGUAUUGCUGCAAGAUGAUUUUGAAGAUGGUGACAACCGAGUUAUAUCUGAUCACAUGCAAAUAGAGGAAGCUGUUACAAAUAUCAUGAGGUAUGAUCAGCACCGAGAUGAGGAGGAGUUUCAACAGAACGAACAGGAGUGUGGGAUAUGCUUUGAUCAGCAGACAGGGACGGGUUUUCUGAGGUUAUGGCCUUGUAAACAUCACUUCUGUCAGGACUGUGUGAAUGAGCACUGCAGGACACACAUAAAGGAUGGCAAUGUUUUAAACCUUCUGUGUCCAGAAACUGACUGUAAAUCAGAAAUUCCACCAUCAGUAGUGUUGUCUAACCUUACUGCUGAGGAAUGUGAAAGAUACGAGACACUUUCUCUAAGGAAAGGACUGGAUUGUAUGGGGGAUAUUGUUUGGUGUCCCCGCUGUCAGAACCCCGUCAUUCGGGAGAAGGAGGCGGAGCUUAAAUUGGGUCAUUGUGUGGCAUGUUUUUAUAGCUUCUGUACAGAGUGCCAGGAACCAUGGCACCAGGGAAAAUGUUAUGCAGAACUUGAAGAGAAUGUGCAGGAAUUGUCCGAGUCUCAAAAAGCUGCAAAGAUGAUGGAGGAUAAAAGGCAGAGGAGACUGGCCCGUAAACGUGAAGAGAAGCUCAGCCGAGACAUCAUAGCCAAAACUUCACAACCUUGUCCAAAUUGCAAAAUGGACAUCUCAAAAAUGGCUGGAUGUAACAAGGUUACAUGCAUUUAUUGUAAUCACAGCAUGUGCUGGGCUUGUGGUAAAGACAUUACAAAGGAAUCAUAUGGACAUUUUGGUAUAUGUACCUUGACCACGAUUUCAACACAGUUUGAGGAAAACAACUUUUAUAACGAUGGCGGAGUAAUAGAUGUACCAGUAAUGUUUAGACCUGUACAUCUACGAGAUAAAGCCCCAAAUCCGAUUGCUGCAAAGAUUGAAAUGACCCUCGCAGUUGAUCCGGAACAGAAAAAUAACUUACUGAGAUGUCCAUUCUGCAAACAAAAAAAUCUUCGUAACAAUAAUGAUAACCACAUCCGCUGCUGGAACUGCUCUCGAAGUUCCUGUUUUCAGUGCAAAAAGGCCAUCUCUGAAAACCCAAUCACUAAACAUUUCUCUCCUCCAAGUCUCUGCAAACAACACUCAUCUUGACAAACAGCAUGUUGUAGCGGUGUACAUACGUGUUACUCCACUCUCUUUCAUAGUGUUAGCUGUCUUUAUUACAUGAAAUUCUGUGAUGGAUGUACAGUUGAACUGUAUAAACUAUUCCACUGAUGAAUUGAAAAGUAAUGAAAAUGACAUUUUUCUUUUGAUAGAUGUGAAAAAAAAUUUGAAAUUAAACAUUUCAAAGGUGGAUUUUUUAAAACUUGAAAUGUGAACAUUUUUAGUCACCUCAAUGAUGUUGGGGAAGCUUAGUAAUACCAUGGAUGUUCAAGAUUCAAGUUUUUGAAGCAGAUUUUUUUCCAAAUACUUCUGUGCCUUAUAUUCAUCAGAGAUGCAUGGAUGAUGCAGAUAUGAUGUUUUAAUGUACCAACCAGGUUUUAAAUACUGCAUUAUCAGUCAAAGAAUGACAGGUUAAUGUUUUAGAAGCAGGUCUUAUUCCCAAAAAACUAUAUAUAAGCCCUAUGGUGACCAAACUUGUUUGGAUGAUACAUCUACAACAGUAUACAUCUGCUGGAUCUGAUGUACAUUUUUUGGAUGACUGACCAAGUUUAAAUGUUUUAGAGCAGGAUCAUUUUUAAGUAACUAUAAGCCCUAUUGUGACCAAACUUGCAUAGAUGACACACCAAGGGAUCCACACUACCAGACUUGUUUCAGAUGCUGGAUCUGACCUAUAUUUACCAGAUGUAUGACCAGGAUAACACUUUUGGAGCAGGUCUAUUCCUGUGUAACUUUAAGCCUUAAGUAGACCAACCUUGACUUACAAAUCUUACCUUUAGUGGGUCAAGUUUUGGGAGCAAGUCCAUACUCAAGUAACUAAAAAUUCUGCCCAGACCAAACUGGCAUAAAUGUUGCAAUUGAUUAGUGUUAAACUGCCUUACUUACUUAUCUUUUUGAAUUAUUUGUUAUUGACAUAUGUGUUGCUUCUCUUUGAUUUUUUUUAUUGUGCAGAGGAUCACAUAAAGAACAACAACACCUAGGUUGUUGAUUACAAAGAUAGACAAUGGACAAAUCAUGAUUAGAAAAGCUCACUUGAGCCUUUGGCUCAGAUGAGCUAAAAUACAUGUAUGAUUUUCUUACUUUUAAUUUAACAAAUUACCAUUUAAGAAAACACUUGGGAGUACAUGACAUAUAUACAUUAGUACUUUUUUAAAAAUGGAAAGCUUUUAGCUUACCUGAGCCAAAAGUUACAGUGAGCUUAUUUAACCUUGUCUGUUGGCAUUGUUAGCUCCUAUGAAUCAAAGGCUCAAGUGAGCUUUUCUCAUCACAGGUAGUCCAGUAUGUGUCUGACCAUCUGUCAUCUGUAAGGCUCAAGGUAGCAAGAUUAGGGCUAAAUUAGGAGAUCACAGUUUUUUGUAAGAUAUAAAGGAAAAUUCUUAAGGAUAGAAGAGCUAUGCUUAGUCAUAUAAAUAUGCAAGCAUCUUCAAGCAAAGUUUUGAAUAGUUCUCUUAUGAAGGGAUACAUAUAGGAAGUUUCAGGUAUUGCAGAUUCAAUGUAUACAAAAUUAAAAUAAGAUUCUUUUAUAAGAGAAACAGGUCUACACUAAAUCAUAUUUAUAUGCACAGAUUCCCAUUGUGUGUGGAUUAAUUUUUUUUGUCCAAAUUAUGGACCCUGGGGCUAAGGUCAGACUAAAGUCUGGAUCUAAUUUUGCAUGCGUGUAGAGAAAAGAUGUCAAAGAAAAUAAUGUUAAAUCUUAUGAAAAGCAGUGCCAAAAUGUCCCAAGUGAGCAUUGUAGCCAAUGGGCCUCUUGACUUGCAUUUAGUUUUAAAAAAAAAAAAAUCAACUCAUGGCCAUUGCUUGCAGACUGUAAGUAAGGCCAAGCAUAUCAGCACUGUUGUGGUAUCAUCUUAUAUGAAUAUUGAAAGAGUUAUACACCAUUAGUUUUUCUU